Molecule: messenger RNA, 2201 nt
Organism: Anopheles maculipalpis
Lineage: Eukaryota; Metazoa; Arthropoda; Insecta; Diptera; Culicidae
Product: terminal nucleotidyltransferase 5C
Exons: 2
Coding region: 134-2083 (649 amino acids)
Biological process (GO): mRNA stabilization
Molecular function (GO): RNA binding; poly(A) RNA polymerase activity
Source: RefSeq, a predicted model, not a curated record
AGUAGAAGUAGUAGUAGAAGUUGCGUGGUGCGUACGUGUGUGCCAUACGCAGUAGUAGACGGCUAACUGCCCUCCGUCUCAACGCAUCGCAUUCUAUUUUCCCGUGUGGCGGAUCAGCGGAAAAUUGGUUUUCAUGAUAUCUGCUUGGAUAAAUCCCUAUAAUGAGAAGUGCGGAACUUUAAAAGUUCCCGACUCUUACUCCCAACGGAUCAUGGACAGCUAUCAUGUACAGGCGCAUCAGCAGAACAGUUACGGCAGCAACUGCUCUAAUGCCACCAGCCGCCAUGGUGCCGGAGGUGCCGGAGCAACGACGGCGACGACGACGAUCUACACCAAUCCACAUGCCUACCCGGUGGCCACGUUCAACUAUGCGACGAUGAGUUACGCUCAUUCGGAGGGUGGUUCGGUUUCGCCACCGCCAUCACCCCGCUCGAACAGCUCCAUUUCGUCGGCGUACUCGUCGUCGUCGUCGACGACCGCCUCCCUGGCGGCAUCGUCCGGUUCGUCCUCAUCGUCGGCUUCGUCGACCUCGUCCUCAUCGUCCUGUAUCUCAUCGGCUGGCUCCGAGACGGGUGCUUCGUACGAGCACCUGGACAUUUCGGCCCAACGGUUGGCAGUGCUGUCCUUCGAGCAGGUGAUGAAGCUGAACGACGUGAUGAACGAGCCGGUUUCGAUACACGGUCGCGGCAACUUCCCGACGCUGGAGGUGAAGCUGAAGGAUCUGGUGAACAUUGUGCGCGAGAAGCUCGAGGCGGAGGUGGUCGCCGGUGGUGCUGGAAUGACGGUAAAGGACAUUCGUCUGAACGGCGGUGCAGCUAGUCAUGUGUUGGCGUCCGAGCCGCAGCCAUACAACGAUCUCGAUCUGAUUUUUGCCGUCGACUUCAGCACCAGCCGGAGUUACGAUCGCGUUAAGUCGGCCGUACUGUCCUCGCUGCUUGACCUAAUGCCGGAGGGUGUGGUGAAGCGCAAGAUCACGCAGUGCUCGCUCAAGGAAGCGUACGUCGGCAAGAUGGUGAAGGUGAACAGUGACGGCGAUCGCUGGAGUCUCAUCUCGCUCGGCAACUCGCCCGGCCACAAGAACGUGGAGCUAAAGUUUGUCGACACGAUGCGUCGGCAGUUUGAGUUCAGCGUCGACUCGUUCCAGAUCGUGCUCGAUUCGCUGCUACUGUUUUACGACUGUGCCGAGAUGCCGAUGAUCACCGAGAAUUUCUAUCCGACCGUGGUGGGUGAGUCGGUGUAUGGCGACUUCCAGGAGGCACUGUACCAUCUGCAGAAGAAGCUGAUCUCUACGCGCCAACCGGAGGAGAUCCGUGGUGGCGGUCUGCUCAAAUACUGUAACCUGCUGGUACGAAACUACGUACCGGUCGAUCCGCAGCGCAUCAAGACGCUCGAGCGGUACAUGUGCUCGCGGUUCUUCAUUGACUUUCCCGACAUCGGACAACAGCGCAGCAAGCUGGAGUCGUACUUGAAGAACCACUUCUUCGACGAGGGUGAGGAGCACCUGCAGCACCAGUACCUGAUGCAUUUAUUCGAAGUCGUCGAGCAGUCGACGGUGUGUCUGAUGGGGCACGAGCGCCGCCAGACGCUCAUGCUGAUCGAAUCCCUUGCCAUGGAGAUCUUUUACCGCGAUCAGCAGCAACAACAUCAGCAACAGCAUACCGCUGCUCUGAUCAGUACAGCCACCACUGUCCAGUCGUCGGCCACACACACUCAGCAGCAGCAGCAGCAACAGCAGCAUACCACGCUUCAGCUCCAGACGCAAAUGUCCCAUCUGUCGCUGUCGCCCCAACAGCUCUCCCCGCAAUCGCCCACCCUGAUGGCUCAUUCGCCGAACCACCAUCAGCACCAGGCGCAAUCGCAACAGCAGCAGUCACAGCAAGCAUCUCCACAGUGUCCGACCACGGCACAGCAAGUACAAUCGCAGCAGUCGCAGCAACAGACGCAACAACAGUCGACCGCGAUCACCCAGACCCAGGCGAUCGCACUCGCACCGCAACCGGGACUGUUGUACGCGAACGGAAUCUACUACGCUCCGCUCAUUCCCUACACCCAGUGCACGUGUAACAGCUGGAUAACGACGUGAUUAGUGAGUUCGCUGCCGGCGGUGGCAGGCCCCAGUAGCAUCAUCAGCAUUGCCGGCACCAACCUUUCGCCGGAGCUAGCCGCCGAAACAUCACCAUCCCCACCCUCAUCCCAGCCAG